Molecule: messenger RNA, 938 nt
Organism: Benincasa hispida (wax gourd)
Lineage: Eukaryota; Viridiplantae; Streptophyta; Magnoliopsida; Cucurbitales; Cucurbitaceae
Product: early nodulin-like protein 18
Cellular component (GO): plasma membrane
Molecular function (GO): electron transfer activity
Source: RefSeq, a predicted model, not a curated record
GACAAAUAAAACAGCACUCAGAAUCAGAGAAAUUUCUCAUCACAGCUACAUCAUUUCUCACUUUCAGACAGUCCGAGAUCGAUGGCGGCGGAGACGGCAGCAUUCACAGCGGUCGUCGCUCUCCUAAUCACGGCGGUGGUAUCUCAAACUCCUCCGACGAUUUAUACUAAUCACACAGUCGGCGGCCCUGCAGGUUGGUUCUUCAACGCUACCAACAACAUUUCCACUACCAAUUACUCCUCAUGGGCCGCGUCGCAGACUUUCAACCUCGGCGACCUUCUGAUCUUCAGAACGAAUUCGAAUCAGACCGUGAUCCAGACCUACAACUUGACGACAUUCAAGAGCUGCUCCUUCGACGACGCCUCCGACAACGACACAGUUCAGUACAACGGCGGCGAAUCCGACUUUAACAAACCAUUGAUCAUUCCAGUGCCGUUGACCAUCAAAGGCCCGAACUACUUCUUCUCCGACGCCGACGAUGGAGUUCAAUGCCAACGAGGUAUGGCCUUCGAGAUCCAGGUGAAUACCGGCCUCGGCUUGCCGCCGAGCUUGAAUCAGCCGCCUCCGCCUCCAUACGCGACGCCGCCGAGUCCCGAUUCGGCUCAAACGCCUCCGUUGACGAUUCCUCAGACGAAGGACAAUGGCGGCUUCAAAAGCGUCGCUAACUUCCGCCGAGAUUUCCUCUUGAUGGCGGUGAUGGCGUUGCUGCUGCUCUGGUAGAUGAAGGAGGUCAGAUUCGAGAAUACAGGUUUCCCUCUUUGUCCUUUGUAUGGCAGUUUUGUAAUUUUGAUGGUGUUUGGUAGAGAUUGAUUUCUGAACUUUGUUUGGUUAUACCUCUAUACUUCAUUAAUGUCAUCAGAAUCAGCGACGACGUCUGAUAUAUUACAGAGAUUGAAUUGAAAUUAUUUUGAUCAAAGAAGAACUCCUCUCAUCUUCAA